CCAUCUGCCAAGGGAGGAGGGUCGGAGGUGCCCGGCUUGCCAGUCCUUGGCAAGGCAGCUCUGCGCUCUCUCCAAGGCUCCCGAGUUCUGCCGUCCGGAGAGACUUCCUCGAAGGAAAAGGAAUCUCUGCAGAAAUGGCCCUCUUGAAAUGCGGCUGGCUUUGGAGGCAGAGUUCCAUCCUGCGACGCUGGAAAAGAAACUGGUUCGUCUUAUGGGUGGAUGGGACCCUGGUUUAUUACCACGAUGACACCGGUCACGACAUGGACGGCGAAUCAACAUCAAAUUCAACUGCGGGAUGUCCGGAUAGGGCGGAGUGUCGCGACAUUCAGCCUCCUGAAGGAAGAACCCGCGAGUGUCUCAUGUGCAUUGUGCAAAGGGAUGGCUCCAAAACCAUGCUCUGCGCGGAGAGCGAGGAUGAUGCCGUAGCCUGGAAGAUGGCAAUUCUGGAGACCAAAGCAACCCAGAUCCACUUGUACGACCCUUACGACGACUAUUACCAGACGGUGCCCCUCGACUCCCACCAGACGAUGUAUGUCAGCAAUGAUUACUAUGGCCAGCAGUAUGGAGCAUCUGGAGUGACUCAUGUCAUUUUCCGCGAGGACCCUUCCCGUGUGUCCGGAGACCAGAUGGCGCUGGGAUUGCUGGCCGGAGCGGCUUCUGGGGCGGCGCUGGGUUCCUUCCUGUGGAUGCCCUGCUGGUUCUGAGAUUCCUGCUUCUGCAGCCUCCAGCGAAGCCCAGCUGCUGCUCAGCCUAAGAAGCCUCCGUCGUUUCCCUGAAGAGGAGGACCUGCUCUAGUCUGUAGGCCAAGGGUAGGCAGGAGUGACAGUGGGGUCUACUGCUAGGUCUCAGAGGCAGGUGGACAUACAUUUCCAGACUCAUCUAAUUGUUUAACAAUUGCAAAAUGCUUUGCCCCACCUGCCCACACAAUUAGGCUGCUAGUAUCCUUGACCAAUGGCUCCCACAUCAAGGGAGCAGUGAAUCUACGCUAAGUUUUAGGUAGCUUUAAAACAGCAAUCCCCAAACUCUGGCUAUCUGGGUAUUUUGGGCUUCAGAAUCCCAGACUACUCUUCAAGAUGGCUGAGGUUUCUGGGAGAUGAGGCCUAAAACAUCUGGAAUGACCAGAGUUUGGGAAUCGCUGCUUUAAAAGAUCUCUGCAAAAUGCUGAACCUAGUUUGGAGGUUCAGUUUUAACACCUUGGGCAACUCCUUUAAAGCCUGGCUUGACACCUGAAGGGGAUUUGCCUCCUCACCAACAUGGGAACCAUGAGCUGCCACCAUCCCUGACCUGUCAUAAUGCAGAUGCAUGCCACUGACUCCAUUAGCAUCUUCCAGCUUGGCAUAGUCAUAGCAUAAAGUGGGCCACAUGGUGUAGAAAACAGUAACAUUUCUGCUCAUGGGUCACCAUUUAUUUCUGGUUCUACUUACCUUGAGCCACCAUCUUGCCCCACGUGUCCCUAGUUGACAGGUCUUUGCAAGACAGUAAAUGAAUCAAGGAGAUCCCCAAACCAGAUCUGCUGACAGCAGCUUGUAGGAUCCCUUGUAGUAGUUCUGGUAGUACCCAUAUCAGUGGGAAGGUGAAUCCAUGUCUGAUUUUAAUCCAUAUUUCCUAACUAGGUGCAGCACCCUGGAUAACUCCUUUAGAGCUAGCCAAAA
Molecule: messenger RNA, 1652 nt
Organism: Sceloporus undulatus (fence lizard)
Lineage: Eukaryota; Metazoa; Chordata; Lepidosauria; Squamata; Phrynosomatidae
Gene: PLEKHB1
Product: pleckstrin homology domain containing B1
Exons: 7
Coding region: 135-704 (189 amino acids)
Biological process (GO): regulation of cell differentiation
Cellular component (GO): membrane
Source: RefSeq, a predicted model, not a curated record